AAAUUUGCAUAUAUGGUUGCAAAAAUAAAAUAAAUUUUACGAAAACUUUAAAAUACAAUAAAUGAAACAAUUCUUUUCUUUUGAAACAUCUUAAAUAAGAACUAAGAAGGAAGGAGUUAACUAAAUUUAAUUUAUUGCUUAAUAGGAUGUAGAUUGUCGACUAGUGAGAUUUAGACACACAUCCAUGAUGGGUCCAUUCCUUUUUCCACGACAUGAAAACAUACAGAGUACUCUUGCUGACAAUGACUCAGAAAUGACUAUUUCUCCAACUUCCAAAUCUUCUUGUGAAUUAAAGUACAUUUUUAACCACAAAAUAAGGUUAAAAGUACAUUUUUUCCCUUUGUUGCUAUGCUUGCACCGCAUGAAAACAAACGUUGAGUAGGGACGUGUUCUCUUUAUGUCCAUAUCAUUGGCCGCUCAGGCUCCCACCAUGCGCAUAUUUUUCUGUAAAUUUCUUACACGUUUCAACAUUGGAAAUGUCGGUCCACGCUUCGAGAUCUUUGAUCAGUCUAAUCUCAAGCAUCAAUGACCUCUUAACUUAAAAAGGAUCAUGAACAUACCACAUAUGUGCAUGUAUAUGCAUGUGAAGAGGAAUUCCCUAGACAAAUUUAAUUGUUAUGAUCGUUGUUGUAAUUGCUUUAAGAAACAAGGAACAAACGAGCAAUUAGUUAGGAAUUUGGUUAAUAUUUUCAUUAUUAUUGUCCAUGAUAGCAAAUGUCCAUACCAUUACAAAGAUAUUGGGUUUUCCAAUAAACAUGGCCCAUUAAAAUUCAGACCAUUAUAAAUGAAAACAUAAACAUAGUUAGAGCAACCCCAUCAAGGGUUUAUAACAGGUUCAUGGACUCAGUAUCAUAGGCCCGAGUAAUAAAAAUAAAUGAGAAAUUGGGUUUAAUGUCGCGACCCGCCUCUUACGAGUGACCCCGUCCGAUACGGGUUCACGACAGGUGUCGCAUUCUCACUGGAGAAGGGGAGUCGACGUCACGCGGUGGAAAGCGGAGAGAGAAUCAUUUCUCUCAUUUUCGCGUAAAAAGCUAGGGUUUCCUCCUCCGGCGAUUUCGCGUGCGACGCCGAUCUCUCUCCACUUUUCUCUCCUUUUCUCGAUCGAUUCGACGGCGGAUUGUCUCCUCGAGGAGCAGAGAUGGAUCCCUUAGAAGAGAUAAGAGAUAGUAAGAGGCAACUAGAGUUCUUAAACCACCUGGGAGACGUGGCCGAUUCGGAAUAUGGGAUGCCCAGAAGAUGUGCUUGUGGUGGGAGAAUGAUUGACGAGCUGAGAGUGAAGGAUGAGUUCGACACUCAGCCUGGGAAGCGCUUCUUCAGCUGCGUUAACUACGAGGCUGAUGGUUUGCAUUAUCGGCAGCCUUGGGUUAUAGGUGUGCAGGAGGAGAUGGUACACCUGCGUAAGCGUGUUGAGGAGGCUGAUGAGGUGAUAAAGGGGGUGCCCAUUCUCAAUAAACAGAUUGAGAGUGUUGAGGCACAAGUUAAAAGGCUGACUUUGCUGCUUGAUAAGCUCACUGGUGACGUGUAUAACCUCACAGUGCAGGUGGCUGCUCUGGAGAAUGUCUGUUUCGACUGAAAUCCAACAGGUAAACAUUCCUACUAAACUGAAGUUGAAGUUCUUUCCGCGUAGGUUGCUUGUUGUAGUUGAACUGAUACUUAACUUAAGUAGGAACUCAACUAGUUUCAUUAAAUAUCUAGAGUAGGAGCUGUACUAGAUUUUAGGUUUCAUUAACUAGUUGUUGGUUGGUUGCUGUGAUGAAUGGUCAUAAAAUGCUAUCUGUCGAAAACGUGUUUGAGUUUUAAAAAUUGAUUUGAUGUGUAAUGAAUGCAUUCUGUGAUAAACUUGUUGUCUAAUUAAGGCUAAUGAAUGUUAGGUAGAAAGGAACACCUUUUAUAGAUACUCAAACCAACUACUGUAAACACAAAGCAAGUUCUAAAAAUCACUCUAAAUCACCACGCACUUGUCAAAAAACACCAAAAAAUUUAAAACACAACCUGAAACCAAAAUGGAUCCCUUUUCUCUUAAUUCUCCCGGGUUUGUAAACCUACUAUCUUCCCAGUGCAGUCAAACCACUCAAACCAUAGAUGUAGGGUCCUCAGAUGUUCCUAAACCGGUGGAGAGGAGAAAGUGGACAACACAAGAAGACAUUGUCCUCAUUAGUGCCUGGUUGAACACCAGUAAGGAUCCCAUAGUUAGUAACCAGCAGAAGUUAGGGUCUUUUUGGAAAAGAAUAGAGGAUUACUUUAAUUCAAGCGCUCAGGUCAUUGGCUUUGCUCCUAGAGAGUGGAGUCAGUGUAAGCAGAGGUGGGGAAGGGUUAAUGAGCAGGUGUGUAAGUUCGUUGGAAGCUAUGAGGCGGCUUUGAAAGAGCAAGCUAGUGGGCAAAAUGAGAACGAUGUCAUGAAGUCUGCUCAUGACAUCUUCUUUAACGACUACCACGCGAAGUUCGCACUUGAACACGCGUGGAGGGAGCUGAGGUAUGAUCAAAAGUGGAGAUCGACCUCUUGCGCAAAAGAUGGUGCAAAGGAGAAACGAAAGGAGGCUGCAGAGUCAGUCCCUGACUCGGAUGAGGCUAGGCCUCCUGGUGUGAAGGCUUGCAAAUCAGCCAAACGCAAGAAAAAGGGGAAUGAAGCAGCAUUUGAUCGACUAGAGAGCAUUCUAGACUUGAAACGAAACCUAUCGAAACAAAAAAUACUAGAUCGAUUACUCUCUAAGAAACUAGAAACUCUAACUGAGAGUGAGGUGGCUCUGAAGGACAAACUAGUUUCUGAGAUGCUCUAGGUGACAAUUUGAUAAUUUUUCUAGUUUUCUAAGUUGUUUAGUUGAUAAUUUGCUUAGUCCAUUACUUGAUAACUGCUUGUACUUAGUUGCGGAUUUGCUUAGUUCAUUACUUGUUGACUAAAACUUCUCUUCUUAUGUCUCGUUUUGCAGGUGAAGGUUGUUGGUCACGGGUUCUGGAGGUCACGGGUUCUGGAGGUCACGGGUUCUGGAGGUCACGGGUUCUGGAGGUCACGGGUUCUACAAGGUCACGGGUUCUACAAGCGCUUCUGCAGGUCACGUUUUUUUCUGAGGUUGAUGGGUUUUGCUUCACGGGUUAUCGUAGUAGUAGUAGUUGUACUCUAGUGUGAUGGGUUUUGCUUCACGGGUUUUGCUUCACGGGUUGUACUGGUGACAACAAUUUUUCAAGUACUUGUGGUUGUUUAUGCAAGUGUCACGGAUGUUGUAUAACACCACUAUAUAAUCUAUGUCUCAUUUAUUAUGCAUUGGUCUCAUAUUCUUGUUCAUCUCUUCUCUCUAAAACAAUCACAACACAACUCUAUUUCCCAUCUCUUAUCUAAACAAUCACAAGACAACUCCCAAACAUUCUUCUUCUAUCAAGCGCAAACAUUCUUCUUCUUAUCUAACCCCACGCCCAAACAUUCUUCUUCUAUCAAGACAACCACAACACAAUCCACCCACGCCCACACAUUCUUCUUGUAGCGCUUUUUUUUUUUAAACACUUCAUCAUAUUUUCUUGUUUCAAAUUCAUCUCUUAAUUUUUUUUUCUUCUAUCUUGUUUUUUUCAAUUUUUUCCCUUUUUAAUUUUUUUUAAAAAAACUCUAAAUCAAUUGUUCUUCUUUUAUCUCUUUUUUUUUUCUUUAUAAGAAAUGUCGUCCUCAUCGUCAGAUGGCGUAGAUGAAGUUUUUGAAGAAUUUUUUGACGAAGAAUUUGAUAAUAUCGUCGACUCUCUACUUGUACAAGCCAACAAACCAAAGAGACGAGCUUAUAUCGAAAGAGAUCGGGAACAAGGCCACAUUCAACUAUGGAAUGACUAUUUCCAGGAAAAUCCUACUUACCCACCGGACAUGUUUAGGCGGCGUUUUCGAAUGAACAAGCCAUUGUUCCUUCGCAUUGUCGAGCGGCUAAGUACAGGUGUUCCAUACUUUCGGCAAAGACGAAAUGCUCACGGAAGGAAAGGCCUAUCACCUCUUCAAAAAUGUACGGCAGCUAUACGUAUGCUCGCAUAUGGUCAAUCGGGAGAUACGUAUGACGAAUAUCUCCGACUUGGUGAAAGUACGGCACUUUUAUGUUUGGAACAUUUCACUAAUGGGAUAAUAGACUUUUUUGGUGAAGAGUAUCUAAGAAGACCUACCGCGGAAGAUCUUCAACGAUUACUCGAUAUUGGAGAGGUUCGCGGGUUUCCAAGAAUGAUUGGUAGCAUUGACUGUAUGCAUUGGGAGUGGAAAAACUGCCCUACGGCUUGGAGAGGGCAGUACACACGAGGUUCAGGAAAGCCGACAAUUGUCUUAGAGGCUGUGGCAUCAGAAGAUCUUUGGAUAUGGCACGCAUUUUUCGGAUUACCAGGUACCUUAAACGAUAUCAAUGUUCUUGAUCGGUCUCCUGUUUUUGAUGACAUUAUACAAGGUCGAGCACCUAAAGUUAAAUUCAAGGUCAACAAUCACACUUACCGUAUGGCGUACUACCUUACUGACGGAAUUUAUCCGAAUUGGUCAACAUUUAUCCAAUCCAUCCCACUUCCUCAAGGUAAUAAAGCAGAGCUGUUUGCUAAACAUCAAGAAUCCACUAGGAAAGAUGUCGAAAGGGCUUUCGGGGUAUUGCAAUCGAGGUUUGCAAUAGUAAAAAACCCAGGUCGACUAUGGGACAAGGAAAAGUUAGGGAAGAUUAUGAGAACUUGUGUCAUAUUACACAAUAUGAUUGUGGAGAACGAACGAGGCGGAUACUCUCUAAGUGAUACUUCUCAGUUCGAGUCAGGAGAGUCAAGCAGAAAUUCGAAAGUCAAAAGGAGAGAAAGUUUGCAUUUGAAUAACAUGCUAGGCAUGCGCAAUGAAGUUCGGGAUUCAGGAAAACAUGAUAGUUUGAAAGCUGAUUUAGUUGAAAAUGUAUGGCAAAAAUUUGGUAACUUAGAUGAAUAAUCUUUGUAUCUUCAUCAAUUAUCAAUGUAAUGAAUAAAUUUUAUUUAUAAAAUAUAUUUUACAAUAUUAUAUUUAUCUUUUCAAAAUAAUUUCAAAAGUAAAAAAAAAAUUAUAAAUAUAUUAUUUAAUUCUUAUGAACUCCUAGAGAGGUUCACUAAUGUAGAAGCACAAUA
Molecule: messenger RNA, 5082 nt
Organism: Brassica rapa (field mustard)
Lineage: Eukaryota; Viridiplantae; Streptophyta; Magnoliopsida; Brassicales; Brassicaceae
Source: RefSeq, a predicted model, not a curated record